This is a messenger RNA of Cotesia congregata, 1785 nucleotides long. The record is from the annotation of a GenBank genome assembly. Lineage: Eukaryota; Metazoa; Arthropoda; Insecta; Hymenoptera; Braconidae.
AUGGGCCAAGGAACAGAGUGUGCUGACCGUCCAACAGAAGUUAGUGUCAUAAGAUUUGUGUCCAGGAACCGGACUAUUGAGGAAAUAGCUCCAAAAAAGGAAAUUUAUACAUGUAAACAGCAGGGUUGUGGUAAAAUAUUUACAAAUCAAGAUGAAUACAAGACACACGAAGCUUUAGAAGAAUUAAAAAUACGUUUUAUAUGUCGAGAACCAGGAUGUGGAAAAGAACUGUCAGAUCCGGGGACAAUGUGGCGUCAUUAUCAAGAGUAUCACAGCAAUGAAACGACAAAUAUAUUUAUUUGUCCUUAUACAAGUUGCGGUGGGUCAAUACACACCAGCAGUGUUAAUUUAGAGCAACAUAUAGAAAAUAGUCAUCGACAUACACCAGCUCUGAUACCCACUGAGCCAGAAAUAAUAUGUUUUGAGGGUCCAGGUAGUACUACUUCAACCACUGGUAAUCAUAUUGUCGAUGAUGAUGAUGAUGAUGAUGAAACCUUAAAUGACGACGAGUGCAUUGAAAUGAUUGAUGAAAAAAUAAAUAUUAUUAUUAAUAAUAAUAAAUCAAAUGACUCUAAUAACAAAAAUAGACUGAUAAUACCAGAAGAAAAUUAUGAUAAUCGUUCCAAUGAUUCUGCCAAAUUAUUUAUCACUAGUGAUAAUAAAGACACUAAUCACACUAAUAACUCUAAUAGUAUACUGUAUGAUAAUAAACAAGGACAAAUAAAAUUACAAGAGCAUAGGAUAGAUUUGGGUAAUCUUGAAAAAGUAUUUAGAAGUGGAUUUGAGGAUAAAACUUGUAGAAAUAUUGAAUCGAGUAAUGAUAAAAAUAAUUGUAAUAAUAAUAAUAAUAAUAAUAAUAAUAAUAAUAAUAAUAAUAAUAGUAAUAAUAAUAAUGGUGCUUCUACUACUUCAACCACUACUACAGCAACAACAACAACAACAACAACAACUACUACUACUAGUAAUAAUAAUAAUAGUGAUACCAAUAAAACAACAAACAGUGAUGAUGAGGAUGAUGAAGAAUAUACACCUAAAAAACAAAGAAUGUCGAGGUGUAAACAAGAAUUACCCUAUAAAUGUGAAGUUAAUGGUUGUGGUAAAAUGUACAAGUAUAUAUCUCACUAUCGACAUCACCAGGACAGUCAUAAAGUACAAGAAAAUAAGGAAGCUAAUAAAUUAUUAAAAUCAAAUAAAAUUAAACAACAACAAUUACAGCAGCAACAACAAUUACAACUACAACAACAACAACAACAACAACAACAACAACAAAGUAAAGCAUCUACUGUUAGCUUUUUUUUAUGUAAAAUACCUGGUUGUGGAGCUCAAGUAAAUAAUGUAACUAGUCUAUGGAAACAUUAUCAAGAUAAUCAUGCAAACAAUACAAAAACACCAAUUGUACAAUCACAAAUAAAAAGCAAUCAAUUAUUUCGAUGUAAAAUAUUAAAUUGCGAUAUGGAAUUUCGUACAAGUGUACAGCUAUACAAACAUUUAAAUGAUGUACACUCAGUUAAUACACGAACGGCAAAUGUUAUUGGAACACUGUUAUCAGAUAAUAAUAACGCCAGCACCGACGCUAAGACUGAUGGGAUUGAUUGUAAACUACGAUUUAUAGAUAACGAUUUUAACCAAAAUGAUAAAAAAUCAAAGACUGAUUUUAAAGCCAAUUGCAAUGUUAUUAAUAUUACUUAUAAAGAUAAUGAUAACGGUAACAAUGAGGAAUGUAAUACCUCAUCAUCCAAUUCAUUAAUAACAAUGGCUAUCAAAGAAGAAUCUUCACGCGAUUGA